UAAAAUAUUUUAAAUUAUCUCAAAACACAAACCCAAACAUAUCAUUUAUUUUCAACACACUCCAAAAUACAAAACAAAACAGUAAAACUACAAAUCCAACACAAUAUUUUGUCUUCUCCCUUUAUAUACACUGUCAAAAUCACAUGCCCACACCAUCAUGCGUGCUCUACCUCGCCUAUAAUCUCUACUCUCUUCCCCUCUGCAACGAAAUGAUUCAUCAGCUUUUCCAUCUUUGUCGUCAUUCAGCACCCUAUGGACAGAUUAAUCGAAUUAUCCGACCACGAAAUCCGCAUAGAUUUCGCCUUGGGAUGCAAAUGCCGCACCAACAUUCGCCUCAAAUCCCUCAUUUCUACCGCCCCACUGGCUUUCAAGCUCCAGACCUCCUCCCCCCACAAGUUCCUCGUCAACCCACCGAGCGGCCUCGUCCCACCACUCUCCUCCGCCACCUUCCAAAUCGUCCUCCAACCCCAAUCCCACCUCCCCCCCACCUUCCCUCGAUCCCCCUCUGACCGGUUCCUUCUGAAAACCGCCGCCGCACCAGACCUGGGUGCUGACUCUCCGGAGUCGACUAAGUCCGAGCUCGUCAACCGCUGGUUCAACUCCGCGGCCCAUCGCUCCACUUAUGACGUCAAGCUCAAGGUUUACUUCGUUGGCCCCUUUCUCCUCACUCACGCGGUGGGCGCGGGAGAUUUUGAGGCGGUGAGGAGCAUCGUCAAACGACAGCGUUCGGUUGUUUCCGAGUUGCCGGCUCGGGAAGCCGAGUCCUUGUAUCGAGUUGCAGCUCAGUUCCCUGACGUUAUGGGUUUACUCUUGGAGGCGGGGUUGAGGGUUGACGUCGGGCGGGAGCUUUAUGACGACGGGAGGAUGGUGGCUAAGGGGUGGACGGAGUUACACGUGGCGGCGGCGUUUGAUCGGCAGGAGAAGGUUGAGAGGCUGAGUAAGGAACGUGAGGCAGUGGAUUGCAGGGAUAAGGAAGGGAGAACGCCGUUGCAUUUGGCGGCGAGUAAAGGGCAUUUGGGGAGUGCUAAGGUGUUGGUGGAUGCAGGGGCAAGCGUGGACGCAAGGAGCAAGGACGGCCGGACGGCUUUGUAUAGAGCGGCGGCGAACGGGGACCGAGGGAUCGUGGAGAUGCUUCUGGGUGCUGGGGCGGACCCCACUAUUGGUGAUGUGGAUUAUUGUCGUUCAGCCAUUGAUGUCGCCCGGGAUAAGGGCCAGAAGGACGUAGUUAAAAUACUUGAACGAGGCGAAGCAGUACUUCAUUCUGCUAGACGUGGAGAGCUCGAGGUACUGGAGUCGCUACUAGAAAAAGGAGCAACUACGGACUUCUGCGAUCAAUAUGGUUUGACGGCACUCCAUGUGGCUGCAAUUAAAGGAAACAAAGACGUAGUGAUGAUGCUUGUUGAGUUUGGUGCUGAUGUGGAACGCCCAGAUGCUGAAGGUCACACAGCGUUGCACAUGGCUGUCGAAGGAGGGAGCGUUGAGACUGUUGAAGUUCUUAUCAAUAGGGGAGCUAAUAUGAAUGCCAAGACCAAGAAAGCUGCAACCCCACUAUACAUUUCGAAAUUGAUGGAGUAUGAGGAUAUAACACAGCUUCUCAUAGACAAAGGAGCAGCAUUAUAGUUCUGUCAAUAUGCAAGUAGUUGCUAGUUCUGCAGCCAUUAUGAAGACCAGGAAGUGUUUAUUUCAGGCUAGCUGUUGCUAUCAUCGUCUAAGCCGAUAACUUCCAAUAGGCAAAUACCAGCCCUACUUCUGGGAUGUCAGUCGGUAUCGUCCAAGACUCAGUGCACUAAUUGGGUGAUUCCCCUCUUGCUGUCAAAGAAUGUAAGCAAAGUGAGUGAAUUAGUCUCAACGAUAAGCUUCUUAACCUGUAAUAUUUGAUGGCUACACUAUUUGUUUUUUACGGCCAAGAAGCCGUGCAUCGAAUUAAUACAAGUAAAUUUGAUCUUCCAUAGA
Molecule: messenger RNA, 1953 nt
Organism: Sesamum indicum (sesame)
Lineage: Eukaryota; Viridiplantae; Streptophyta; Magnoliopsida; Lamiales; Pedaliaceae
Product: protein VAPYRIN
Molecular function (GO): protein binding
Source: RefSeq, a predicted model, not a curated record